AUGGGGAGCCGGAGCCCUCAGGGUUGCGGCCCUAGCGGCAGAGGUUUAGGGUCAGUGACAUGCGCCCAGCAAAGUGCGGGAAGCCAGAAUGUCUUCUCUCGGAUAUUGAGAUCGUCAAAGUCUCUCGACAAGCAGACAUCAGGUCCACCGGCCACUUGCUCCUACGACGUCCUCUGCUUCGGCAAGGUGCUGCUGGAGCUGGUGACCGGCAACUUCGGCAUCAGCGGGUCGAACGACGGCACCUCGGAGGAAUGGCUGGUGAACACUCUUAACCAGAUCAACGGCGGCGGCAAGGCGAGCGUCACGAGCAUCAUCGACCCCUUGCUCCUCGUCGACGAGGACCACCAGGAGGAGGUGUGGGCGGCGGCGAUCAUCGCCAAGGCCUGCCUGAGCGCCAAGCCCUCGCGGCGGCCGUCGGCGCGGCACGUGCUCCGCUCCCUGGAGAGCCCGCUGCGGGUGGUGCGGCAGGGCUCGUCGUCCCGGUCGGACUCGGCCCGGCUGCGGAGUUCGUCGUCGAGGAGCUCGUGGCAGCCCGUGUUCUUACAGGGGAACAACCACCGGGUGCAGAGCCUGGACCGGCGGCACUCGGUGAGGUCUCACGGGAGCGGCGGGGAGGCGUCGUUCUCGUUCUCGUUCAAGAGGGCCGUGCGGCGGCGCCGGAGCCGGUGGCGGCGGCGCUCGACGAGGAAGCCGUUGUUGUGGAGCGUUACUGGUAGCGAGUAGGACGCCAUUUCUUGGGUUCUUUCUUACAGGCAUUCCUGAUUCUUUCCUUACGUGAUGUCAGUCACAUCGCAUCGUGUGUAUAAUUUGUUGUUGUUGUCUGAUGCGUUGAUCCGGUGUUCCAACAUGACAAGAAAAGAAAAAACUGUGCAUGAAUUGCAUGUUUUCAAAUAUUUUGAGUGAAUUUUAAACUUCUUUU
Setaria italica (foxtail millet) is the source of this 919-nucleotide messenger RNA. RefSeq names its product probable LRR receptor-like serine/threonine-protein kinase At2g16250. The coding region runs from base 1 to 723 and encodes 240 amino acids. The transcript is spliced from 4 exons. Gene Ontology annotation, biological process: protein phosphorylation. The record is from RefSeq and is a predicted model, not a curated record. Gene Ontology annotation, cellular component: plasma membrane. NCBI's taxonomy places the organism in Eukaryota, Viridiplantae, Streptophyta, Magnoliopsida, Poales, Poaceae.